This is a messenger RNA of Mandrillus leucophaeus (drill), 3270 nucleotides long. It is a transcript of the gene MARS1, whose product is annotated as methionyl-tRNA synthetase. The coding region runs from base 701 to 3196 and encodes 831 amino acids. Lineage: Eukaryota; Metazoa; Chordata; Mammalia; Primates; Cercopithecidae. The record is from RefSeq and is a predicted model, not a curated record. Gene Ontology annotation, biological process: methionyl-tRNA aminoacylation. Gene Ontology annotation, cellular component: cytosol; aminoacyl-tRNA synthetase multienzyme complex. The transcript is spliced from 20 exons. Gene Ontology annotation, molecular function: methionine-tRNA ligase activity; ATP binding.
CGGGACCGAAACACCUCAGAUUCUCUGCAGCUGUCUUUGCCAAACCCCCAGUCCUCGCCACACACCCCAAUCGACCACUUCCGUUAUCCUUGAUCACUCCACGUCUUCUUCCCUCCCAGUCACAUCUUUCACUUCACUUCCUUUAAUUACCCUCAAUAUAAUGCUCUUCCCUUAUCUCUCUCCCCUCUUCCGUCUUCCAGGACCCCGCCUCACCACAGUAAACUGUUCUUCCCUUCCCAACCUUCUCCUACACCUAUCAGGCACGCCCCUCUGCUCUUUAGUUACUAGUAUGACAGCCCCCAGGCAUCCUUUUGUGUUUUUAGGAAAUCCCUCUCUCCCCUCCUAACACACACACACACUUCUUUCUGUUUACCUCUUCUCAUUCUCAGCCGAUUGUUUGGGUGACUCUUAGGAGGUUCUCUUGUCAGUCUUCUCAGCUCUUUUAAUUUUGUUCUCCCACUGUGACCUUCAGAUAAUUAUUAAGAUAUCCCAGUUACUUUUAGUCGUUAAGUUCUUGGCUGCAGCACUAUCCCAAUACCACCACCUCCUCUGCAGUCCCCAUCUGUUGCUUCCAGCUGGCAGUUUCAGCUGAACACCUGCUGGCCUCUCCAGCCCAUUCCGGACCCACCCCCUUUCAGUGGUCCUAUCCUGGAACUUCUGGGUUGAGACUGCCCAUCUUUCUUUUCUAACUCACUGAACAAUGCAAGAUUAUCCUAAGUUGACAAAGCAUUUCUUUUCUUUUCCUUUUUUUUUUUUUAACCCAUUUUCCGUUUUUGCAUCAGACUGUGUGGUCCCGUUCCUGACCCGGCCUAAAGUCCCUGUCUUGCAGCUGGAUAGUGGCAACUACCUCUUCUCCACUAGUGCAAUCUGCCGAUAUUUCUUUUUGUUAUCUGGCUGGGAGCAAGAUGACCUCACUAACCAGUGGCUGGAAUGGGAAGCGACAGAGCUGCAGCCAGCUUUGUCUGCUGCCCUGUACUAUUUAGUGGUCCAAGGCAAGAAGGGGGAAGAUGUUCUUGGUUCAGUGCGGAGAGCCCUGACUCACAUUGACCAUAGCUUGAGUCGUCAGAACUGUCCUUUCCUGGCUGGGGAGACAGAAUCUCUAGCCGACAUUGUUUUGUGGGGAGCCCUAUACCCAUUACUGCAAGAUCCUGCCUACCUCCCUGAGGAGCUGAGUGCCCUGCAUAGCUGGUUCCAGACACUGAGUACUCAGGAGCCAUGUCAGCGAGCUGCAGAGACUGUACUGAAACAGCAAGGUGUCCUGGCUCUCCGGCCUUACCUCCAAAAGCAGCCCCAGCCCAGCCCCGCUGAGGGAAGGGCUGUCACCAAUGAGCCUGAGGAGGAGGAGCUGGCUACCCUAUCUGAGGAGGAGAUUGCUAUGGCUGUUACUGCCUGGGAGAAGGGCCUAGAAAGUUUGCCCCCACUGCGGCCCCAGCAGAAUCCAGUGUUGCCUGUGACUGGGGAAAGGAAUGUGCUCAUCACCAGUGCCCUCCCUUACGUCAACAACGUCCCCCACCUUGGGAACAUCAUUGGUUGCGUGCUCAGUGCCGAUGUCUUUGCCAGGUACUCUCGCCUCCGCCAGUGGAACACCCUCUAUCUAUGUGGGACAGAUGAGUAUGGUACAGCGACAGAGACCAAAGCUAUGGAGGAGGGACUAACCCCCCAGGAGAUCUGCGACAAGUACCACAUCAUCCAUGCUGACAUCUACCGCUGGUUUAACAUUUCAUUUGAUACUUUUGGUCGCACCACCACUCCACAGCAGACCAAAUCAAAACUCACUUGGGGCCAGAAGCCUCAGUGUAAAGUCUGCCGAUCAUGCCCCGUGGUGCAGUCGACCCAUCACCUGUUUCUAGACCUGCCUAAGCUGGAGAAGCGACUGGAAGAGUGGUUGGGGAGGACAUUGCCUGGCAGUGACUGGACUCCCAAUGCCCGGUUUAUCACCCGCUCUUGGCUUCGGGAUGGCCUUAAGCCACGCUGCAUAACCCGAGACCUCAAAUGGGGAACCCCUGUACCCUUAGGAGGUUUUGAAGACAAGGUAUUCUAUGUCUGGUUUGAUGCCACUAUUGGCUAUUUGUCCAUCACAGCCAACUACACAGACCAGUGGGAGAGAUGGUGGAAGAACCCAGAGCAAGUGGACCUAUAUCAGUUCAUGGCCAAAGACAAUGUUCCUUUCCAUGGCAUAGUCUUUCCUUGCUCAGCCCUAGGAGCUGAGGAUAACUAUACCUUGGUCAGCCACCUCAUUGCUACAGAGUACCUGAACUAUGAGGAUGGGAAAUUCUCUAAGAGCCGGGGUGUGGGAGUGUUUGGGGACAUGGCCCAGGACACGGGGAUCCCUGCCGACAUCUGGCGCUUCUAUCUGCUGUACAUUCGGCCUGAGGGCCAGGACAGUGCUUUCUCCUGGACGGACCUGCUGCUGAAGAAUAAUUCUGAGCUGCUUAACAACCUGGGCAACUUCAUCAACAGAGCUGGGAUGUUUGUGUCUAAGUUCUUUGGGGGCUAUGUGCCUGAGAUGGUGCUCACCCCUGAUGAUCAGCGCCUGCUGGCCCAUGUCACCCUGGAGCUCCAGCACUAUCACCAGCUGCUUGAGAAGGUUCGGAUCCGGGAUGCCUUGCGCAGUAUCCUCACCAUAUCUCGACAUGGCAACCAAUACAUUCAGGUGAAUGAGCCGUGGAAGCGGAUUAAAGGCUGUGAGGCUGACAGGCAACGGGCAGGCACAGUGACUGGCUUGGCAGUGAAUAUAGCUGCCUUGCUCUCUGUCAUGCUUCAGCCUUACAUGCCCACGGUUAGUGCCACAAUCCAGGCCCAGCUGCAGCUCCCACCUCCAGCCUGCAGUAUCCUGCUGACAAACUUCCUGUGUACCUUACCAGCAGGACACCAGAUUGGCACAGUCAGUCCCUUGUUCCAAAAAUUGGAAAAUGACCAGAUUGAAAGUUUAAGGCAGCGCUUUGGAGGGGGCCAGGCAAAAACAUCCCCAAAGCCAACAGUUAUAGAGACUGUUACAACAGCCGGGCCACAGCAGAUACAAGCGCUGAUGGAUGAAGUGACAAAACAAGGCAACAUUGUCCGAGAACUGAAAGCACAAAAGGCAGACAAGAACCAGGUUGCUGCGGAGGUGGCGAAACUCUUGGAUCUAAAGAAACAGUUGGCUGUAGCUGAGGGGAAACCCCCUGAAGCCCCUAAAGGCAAGAAGAAAAAGUAAAAGACCUUGGCUCAUAGAAAGUCACUUUAAUAGAUAUGGACAGUAAUAAAUAAAUGUACAAUCUCUAUAUACAA